UCAUGAUAACUUAUUUUUGUUCGGUGUGACAUGUGCUGCGAAGCUUGACGCACGAUGUUCAUAUCCGUGGACGUCUGAAGGAGCUCCAUGGACCUUUGGGUGCAGAUUGACGCACGAGAUGCUGGCACCAUGGCAAGCGGCAAGCAUCUACGACAGAUAAAGACUGCGGGGUGCGGGCGUGGGCGACCGCGCAAUCAAUGUUCGCGUCACUUACGAGGGGGCGGGGCGACAAUGUUUACUUAUUAUUUACAUUCAAACAAGAUAGUACAUCAGUACAUUCCACUCCUUACGGACGACAGCAAUAAUUAUUAGAACAUUGACGUGCAUUUAAAGUGAAAACUAUGGUUGCAUAAAAGGAUUGUGAGUGCAAGUGACACAGUUUCCCCUGCUGACAGUUUGCUUUUUUGAACAGCUGUCAUCAGCUGAUGCGAGUAUGAAAUAAAAUGAAAUUUAGGUGUUCUCAAAUUAACAAGGAGCAAGUGAGGUUGCUUCUAUUCAAAGAGUGUGAUUGGCGUGGUAGAAAGCUCUUAUUUGAUUCGUCCAGUAUUGAUAAAGUACCAGCUGGGAAGAAUGACAAACCAAAUAUUAGAAAGGCUAGCGAUGCACCCUGUAUUGUGGAGGUGUCUGAAGGGUUUGCGUAUGUGUACAAGGGUCCGGCGGCUGAUGCCAAAGUGCUCGGUGAGAUGAUAUUCGGCGCUGUGGCUAUGAAUUGCAAGAGUGUUUCACUGAAGAUCCAUAUCAUGGACGAGCCCAGAAGGCUUAUGUGCACUAAGGUGUUCUGUGUACCAACCUCGCGUCGUAUCAGCCGCACAGAAAGAAAGACUGAAAGCAGCACAGCUAAAGUACGGAAUAGUUCGAUGCCAUUAAAUGUACCGCUACUCAAAGAAGAAGGCGUGUCGUUGAGUUUCUCCAUCGAUAGAGGGGAUUCAGGUUUUUAUGGGGAUCACUCCCCACGUAGCAGUGUCGACUCCACCUACGACUACGUUUCUAUGUUUGAUAUCUGGGACGGAAAUAACACGCAAGAAGAAUUCUACACCUUCUAUUCACCACCCGGCCGUAAAUUAAGUACAUCAAGCAAUGGUAGCUGGCAAAGACGGACGUUCCAGAACCUGGUGACGAGAUUCGACCUCGGGCAGGAGAGCUCCAACCUGCUGAAUGUACCAACCGCCACCAGCCAUGCGACUAGCAGCGAUUCACAGAUAUACAGCAGUAGUUCCGCGAGUGGCACCAGCGACAGCCUCGCGAGCGUCGGUUCGUCGACGGUGCAGAGGAAGAACAAGUUGGGACUAGCACUUCUGUUUACUGUCACAGACGCUACCGAGAUGGAUCUACUUCGUAGAUGCGCCGAGCACUCGCCGCAGUUGCAAGCACUAGUGUGCAGGCUACGGUUGGCAACACUGAACGCAGGCUCUGGUGGGGGCUUCGUGUCAACACUGCAUCGUGCUGCUAUUGAUGCUGCUAGGUGGUUAACAGAUCUAAUGCACGGGCCGCGUCUACAGCCCGUCUGGCUGAGUUUAGUGACGAGCGAUUCGCGCACCGCCAAUAAGACAGCCGAUACCCUAUUGUCUGAUCUCUGUUCGGUGCUGUCUAUGGCUGAUACUAAACACACUAAUUUUUUCAUCAGCACAUUAUUGACCCAUGUUCUGACAUACCAUCUCGGCUGGGUCACCACCGUCAGUCCUUACGAUACAGUCGACCUACAAACGCAAUUGUCACGGUCAUCUGAACCCCGAAGAUGUUACAACGCCUUAUGGGCUCAGCUAAACGAUCUUUGUGGCAGUAUAGGUUUCCCGCCACGGGCAGCUAGAACUAUUAUAAGUGGCACCACCAACUCUCAAUUUGUAAAAAGGCUGUUAAUAGUAUUAACUUACUUCGUGCGUUGUGGUGAUGUUAAAAGAAAUGAAUUCCAGUUUGAUAGUUGCGUGCUGGACGAAUGCAAAGUUGUUAGUGUAAAUGCUGAAAGUUUAGAUUCAACAAAGGAUACCAGUCAAGUUGACAAACUUGGAGAGAAUGUUUCCAAAGACAGUCUGAAAGUGCCGUCGGUGAAUACUCAGAAUAGUGAUAGUAGUGUCAGUACUCUAGUGGCUAGUCAGACCAGUAUCAAGCGGUCGUCCACUCUAGCCAACAUUGGUCAAAAGCUCUCUACUAGUUUAGACUUUGCUGCAGAAGACUGUAGUUCAACAAGUGUGAAAACGACAUCAGGUGUGUUACGAAGGAACCCUACGAUGCUAAUGUCGCUGCGGGCCUCCUCGGAUUCUAGUCUAAAUUCUUCUAAUCCAGAGGAACCUGAAGUAGAUGAGAAAGUAGUUUUUGUAUUGGGCGAAGAUGAACAGCUAGUGGGGCUUAAGAAUAAAUCGAGUGAUGGGAAGAGCGUUAAGAAGUCGUCAAAAGUACAUAAUGAACCAAUCAAUUUGGAAAUUGACGAAAAAGAGGAAGUUAAUGCCAAAGAUAGUUCUAAAUAUGAAAAGGAUACGGAGAGCCCAUCGAAGUGCUGCGGGCAAACGUUCCAAAAUUCCAAACCAAUUAAACAUUCCGGUUUUAAAUUCGAGUUCGAUAAGUACCCUCAAAUAGUCACUAAUUAUAUGAAGAGCAAAAAUUUAGAGAUAUUAGAUAGACACUAUAUCGGCAAACCGGGGAAUUUGAAGUUGGACAAUUUCCAGUUUGACCCAACAAUAGUACCUCCGAUUCAAGAGGAAAGAUGUGAGACUUGUUACAAAUGUCAGUUAAUGGAGUCGAUGCUACAGACGCCGACUAACGCGUCUGAAAUGGAGUACAUGAACGAUAUCCCACGACAGUCGGAGCCGCAGUUCGCUAAAGAGACGGUAGUAAAUGACGUUGAUACGCGGAGUGAGGUGCCGCCAGUGAAUUAUGUUAGAAAACGGGUAGAAAACACGCUAGUGGUGAACCCGGUAGACACGAAAAACGUAUGUGAAGAAAAACAAGAAGUAAAGAAGAUAACCAGAGUGAAAGAGAAAGAUAAAGUGUCAGAAGUGAAACGGGUUAUAGAGUUCCCAUUGCCGUCAGUGCGGUUACGAUCGCAGCCGGACCGAUCGAGGGCAGGGUUCGACGCUUCUCUACUUGGUGGAGUCACAGACCAUUAUGUACCUGAUUUAAUUUUACAAGGAACAAUCACAAAAUCAAACACGUGGGAGACAGAGUUACGGCGAGAUUUGGAUCUGACCGCGUACCUGAACAAAAUUAAAGAGUCACCGCUUCAAACUGUUGCUAUUAUAGGAGAUAUUAGUAAAUGGGAAGUCCGCGUCGUGGGACGGGAGUGCGGCACGGGCGGCAUGUCGUCGCUAGUGGGCGCCAUGUUGGAUGCGUUGCCUGCCAUGCACCGCGCCAGGGUGCCCGCGCAUCAGUGUCUAACAUUCUUGGAGGGGAAGCUACGAGAGUUCUGCGUUCUGUCGAAAACCCUAGCCGACAUGCUGAUGUCAACUGACUUUUGUGACAUUGCUACGCUCACGAAAUCAUUGAAUAUAGAUGUGAACGACGUCCCUCUGUUACUGGCUGUGGCCACCACUCAUACACCGCAGGUCGCCGCUCGAUACGGCGUCAGCUAUAGAUAACAAUACAGUAAUUAAUUAAAGCCUAUUUAAAAUAGUAUAAUCAAGUAGAAUCGAUUGUAUCAUUUCUCACUUAUAAUUCGGAGGGUCUACCAUGAAUUGUUUUCCGAAAUUUUGAGGCCGAACAUAAUACAUACCGUUUAAAAUAUAUUAAAAAUGUUAAAAUACGAACGAAAUAUUAAGCUCCGUUAUUAGGUCGAUUUCGCUAUGAAUAAAACACGAAAUUGAGUCAAAAAAUUCGGAAUUUCAUUUCAUGGUAGCCCCAGGUUUUUUAUAAAUCAACUGCACGCACCAUCUCACAAAUUUCAUUGGAUUCUAAGGAGUAAUUUUUUUCUACAUUUUGUAAAGAAAGAUAAUUAAUUCAAUUGUAUUAUAAUGCCAGAUGGGUAGUUAGAAGUAUUUGUCGAAUAUAACACUCAAUAUGACAAAGUUCCAUCGGUUUGGAGUGUGUACAAUUUGAAAUGAAAUCUGUCUGAUGAAACGUGUCACAAAAUCAAUUUAUUAUUAGCAAUGUUUCAAACAUUUACAAAAAGCAGAUAGUAUGUAUCGUCGGAACACCGCGAUUAUAUGGUUUUAAGAUGUAUAAAUAUUUACAUUAGUACAAAAUUUGUAGAAUGGUUACAUGUUACCCAUACCAGUGCAUGGUACAGUGGUAUUUAUUCUGAAUCAGAUUUUUGAAUAUCCGUAUAAAUAACGCAUGGCAUGUUCGGCGACGGUUACCACUUUUUCAUCAGGUGGGCCGUCAGCUUAUUUGCCAUUCUAAGUUGCAUAAAAAAUUUCAUAAACACCAUCGUAGUGCCGCUGGUGUAUGUUCGUUGGCUUCCAUAUUACUAAAAUAGAAAUCUUCCGUAACUAGUGCUGAAAGAAUCUAACGAUAGAUACGUUAUCGCUUCCGCAUUCAUAAGAUAGACCGAGACAACCAUAUCUGGCCUUUUGUUUCUCACGCAUACGCUAAUUCAAACGUAUCUGCCGGUAGAUUAGUUUGUUUUUUCGAAUAGAGGGGCAUGACAAUAUAAUACGUGCAACUGUUUACGUGAAAUUGAAUAUCCAAAUGUCCAAAUAUAUUCACAUUUUUUAAUAUUUAUAAUAUUAGUGAAAUAGUUUGGAUUUUUUUUGCAUGAUCUAGGUACAAUUGUAAUUUCGUUUGUCGAAAUGUUUAUAAUCAUCGGAAAAGUAUGGAUCUGUGAUUACUAAUUUGUAUGUUCGUGUGAUUUGCAGCAACUGAUUGUGAUAGCCUGCGAACUGUUUUGGUAUGCUGUUUUAUUGUAAUUAUUUAUAGUUUUAUAGUAUUUUAUGGCCUAAACAUUGUGAUAGUCAUUAUAAAACGAACAAUGGAGGGUUAGCUUAAUUUGUUAUGUGCCUAGAAUGUAAAUUUCCGUAUUCGAUUAGUGUUUAUACUUUUCUCUUUAAAUAUAAUUCAUAUUUAUUCAUUUUACUUAUACAAAUAGUACGUAUAUUAGCGGGAAAUACGUGUCCGAUUUUAUUAAAAAAAAACCCACGCGAAGCUGGGGCGGGUCGCUAGUCUUUUAUAUUUUUAUUUUUCUUGAAGCAACUUAAAAAAGUUCAUCUUUAAUGAUAUUUUGUUUUUAGCUUUAAUUGACCAAUUAAUGCUAAUUUUCCAUAUGCGAAGAGCAUACGGAAAAUUAGCAGUAAUUGGUUUAUUCAAAUGUACCUUUUAUCCUUUUUAGAUUGACACUAAACUUUGAUGCUUCUUAUGAUAUUUUUUUUAAAGAUAUUUGAGCAAUAUUUAAACAUCGAACUAGGAAUUAUACAAACUAGGCACGCUUUAUAAUAAUGUAUAAAAAUGUUAUUAUUUGUAUAAUAUAAAUAUAAAAUUUUUAGUCCCCAAUAUUUUAUAAUUGAAACCCACUACAUAUGUACCUCCUACAUUUGUUUCAACAAGUAUAAAAAGGUUAUAAGUAAUAAUUAUGUACAAUUC
Galleria mellonella (greater wax moth) is the source of this 5505-nucleotide messenger RNA. RefSeq names its product folliculin-interacting protein 2. The coding region runs from base 444 to 3569 and encodes 1041 amino acids. The transcript has 13 exons. NCBI's taxonomy places the organism in Eukaryota, Metazoa, Arthropoda, Insecta, Lepidoptera, Pyralidae. Gene Ontology annotation, cellular component: cytoplasm. The record is from RefSeq and is a predicted model, not a curated record. Gene Ontology annotation, molecular function: protein-folding chaperone binding; ATPase inhibitor activity.